AUGUUGGACCGUAGGGACUCGGUCAUCCAAAGGGAUGAGAAACUCGAGCAAUUGGUUGCGAACCUCCCAGACCACGUCUGGCAGCGAAUCGCCUCAUAUCUCAAUCCAGCCGACGUCGCCCGCCUCUCCCUCACCACCAAAACGUUCCAGAAAAAGGUCGGCGGUGACCCGCUGCGCGUCCUCGCCCUCCCCGAAAACCACCACCACCUCAAUUUAUUCCUGAGCGACUUGGAUCGCUACUACCCAAAUCACCUGCACUGCUUCCCUUGCGCAAAGUUCCACCGUAGAAUCCGCAAGGGCCACGAGAGACUCAAGACAGACUUCGUCGCCAACCCACUCUACAACUGCCCCAAAGUCUACUCCUCCUACCUCCCCCGCAUCCGCCUCGUCCACGGCCACCAACUCCCCUACUCCUUCAUCCAACUCGCCAUCCGCCACGAAAUCUAUUCCAAAAACCACGGCAUCGACCCCGAACUGCUGUGCCAGCGCUGGCGAGACACUGAGACCGGCUGGACGCACACUACGCGGUACACCGUGCACGACGGACAUCUCCUCGCCCGCGUCCGGAGCCAGGUAUUUGCGGCGCCGGGCCUCACGCAGACAUCCAUGCGCCAUCUCCUCUACGAUCCGCGAGACGACUAUCUGCCGUACUUCUCCGUCUGUGCCCACUGGCGCGACGGCGAGCUGAUGCGCAUCGUCAAGUGCGCGCUAUCGCAUAUUCCCGAGCCACCGCAGAGCUACCUCCGCCAACUCAGGUCCCAUCCCAUGUUGAGUCGAUCCCUAGCGCAUCCGAAUUAUCUGGCGGUCAUGUGCGAUUUCUGCCGGCCAGCGCGGAGGUGCCCUGAAUGUCCGACUGAAUACCUGGUAGAGGUGAAACUGACGGAAGAUAAAAACGACGCGAUCAAUCCUUUCAAGCAUGCGCUAGUGGUGACGCGCUGGAGUGAUCUGGGCGACGGGAGUGGACCGACUGCAAGCCCCGAGUACUGUGCUGUGCAGGGGACCAAGGCGGAUUAUGACAGUUUCACCCAUGUAGGGAGGAGGGCGACUGCGGGCAUCUUCGAGUCGAAAAUGAGCCAUGCGAUUCCCGGACAGCGGAUGAUUAGCUUGAAUCCGAGGAAUCGCAAGCUCGGGGAGGAGGGACAUGGGUGGUACUAG
Molecule: messenger RNA, 1155 nt
Organism: Westerdykella ornata
Lineage: Eukaryota; Fungi; Ascomycota; Dothideomycetes; Pleosporales; Sporormiaceae
Exons: 1
Coding region: 1-1155 (384 amino acids)
Molecular function (GO): protein binding
Source: RefSeq, a predicted model, not a curated record